Terrapene triunguis (Three-toed box turtle) is the source of this 2119-nucleotide messenger RNA. RefSeq names its product phosphatase and actin regulator 3 (gene PHACTR3). The coding region runs from base 1 to 1659 and encodes 552 amino acids. The transcript has 13 exons. The record is from RefSeq and is a predicted model, not a curated record. Gene Ontology annotation, biological process: actin cytoskeleton organization. NCBI's taxonomy places the organism in Eukaryota, Metazoa, Chordata, Testudines, Emydidae. Gene Ontology annotation, molecular function: actin binding.
AUGGCUGCAGCGGAAGAAGGGGCCGGCUGUUUUCUCCCGAGAGGCAGGUCCCAGAGUGACCCCAGCAUCCUCACGGACUGCGCUGCCCCUGAAGCCGGAGAGUCCCCAGAUGAGAUGGAGCAGUCCCCUGCAAUGCAUUCUGAAUAUCUGGUCUCAGGGAUUAGAACUCCGCCUGUGAGAAGGAACAGCAAGCUAGCAACGUUGGGCAGGAUCUUCAAACCAUGGAAGUGGAGGAAAAAGAAAAACGAGAAACUAAAGCAAACCUCAGCAGUGUUAGAGAAGAAGAUUACUGCAAGGCCAGGUCGGGAUGAACUCAUUAAGAAAGGUCUUCUGGAGAUGAUGGAACAAGAUGCUGGAGGCAAAGCAUGCGCUGCUGAUGGUGCCACCAGAUCAAUGCAGAGUGACCCUUCAUCCCCCGUAUGCCAGGCACUUACCUCAGAAGAGAUGCAGCAGGAAAGUACAGCAGCAACAACAAAUGCAACCUCACUUAGCGAGGAGCUGCACUCAGAGGAGCUGAAAGACAAUGCAGCCAAGAAACCUUCAUUGUCCACUGAAGAACUAGAAGAUGCCUGCCUGCCAGUAACCGAAGAGACUCCACAAGCCUUACUUAUUUCUGAAUCCACAGAUUCCCCACAGAAGCCAAUGGAAAGAAACCUAGCACAGCUCCCCAGCCCCCCUUCACUUCCAAUUCCACCACCUAAGGCAAUCUCCAAAAUCAAGAGUGUAACAGGACAAGCUGCCCUCUUCCAUCCAUCAGGCCAGAAAGGCUCCGAUCCCCAUGUCAGAGGACAGCUACCAACGCCGACCGGUUCCCCUCAUCCCGCUGCUGUCCACCUGCCUUUACCUCCCAGCAGAGUCAUUGAGGAGCUCCACAGGGCUCUGGCCACCAAACAUCGGCAGGAUAGCUUUCACGGCAGAGAAAGCAAAGGGUCUCCCAAAAAAAGAGUGGAUGUCCGUCCAUUCAGAACAUCUAGCAUCGAGGGCAGCAAAGAAAAGGAGAACGCACUGAGCCACAGUAAUGAUCCGGAGAACAAGCGAAACUCAGUCAAAGAGUCAGAUGAGAACAAAGAAAACCUGAUCAUGAACUCAGAACUCAAGGACAACUUGGUUUUUUAUCAGGAUGAAGAGGUGUUGAAUGACUCCAUCAUUUCUGGUACCUUGCCAAGAAAAUGCAAGAAAGAGCUGCUGGCAGUAAAGCUGCGGAACAGGCCAAGUAAGCAGGAACUGGAAGACAGGAACAUUUUCCCAAGGAGGACGGAUGAGGAACGCCAGGAAAUCCGGCAGCAAAUCGAAAUGAAACUUUCAAAGCGCCUGAGCCAAAGACCUGCUGUCGAGGAGCUCGAAAGAAGGAAUAUACUUAAACAAAGAAAUGAUCAAACAGAGCAGGAAGAAAGAAGGGAAAUCAAGCAGAGGCUGACGAGAAAGCUCAAUCAGAGACCUACAGUCGAUGAACUAAGAGACAGAAAAAUUUUAAUUCGAUUCAGCGAUUAUGUAGAGGUGGCAAAAGCACAGGACUACGACAGACGAGCAGACAAACCCUGGACAAGACUAUCAGCAGCUGAUAAGGCAGCAAUUCGUAAAGAGCUAAAUGAAUACAAAAGUAAUGAAAUGGAGGUACAUGCAUCAAGCAAGCAUUUGACAAGAUUUCACAGGCCAUAGAGAUUUUCUUCUGAGAAGAAUUUGUCUUUACUUUCGAUACUGCUGCUGAACACACAUCAGGGAACGUAUAAAGGUCUUUCCCUGAAGUUCAGUUCACGAUAACCUGACGUGUGUGUGAGAGAAGGACUGUGCAGGUGAAAUCUCUGCAGCUCGUACACACAGGAGCUACCUACCAGAGGACGUACUUCGCUCUUUGAUGCCUGAAGAGCGAUGGCCUGUGGGGUGGGAGGAUCAGCUGAAAACGAAUGAAGUAAAGCUACUGGAAGGAACUUACUGCUCUCCUUUAACACUUGUUUUAAACUGUUUUGCAGCAUAUCUUGGAAAAGGAGAUGUUGUGCAUGUACAGGCUUUACCAUUCCAGGGCCUCUGACAUAAUGGACAUGACGCACUGUCAUUCAGUAUUAUGUUGACAAGACAUUUUGAACUAAUCACAAUUAGUUUGUAAAACACUUACGUUCAU